UCUGAUCCAUCACUGAUACACUACACACACACACACACACACACACAUCAUAUUACAUGAUUCUAUUCUAUUUCUACUCUACACACGAUUCAAUUCUGCAUUUCUAAGCCUUUAAACUGUACCGGGGGAGUUACUCUGCUGGAAUGAACCGGCGCUGCGCUUAGUUGGAUAUAAAGAGAAGUUUACGCCUGUCAGCUGGAUUUAAAGAGACAUCCAAGUGACCGAGUGGAUCUGGACUUGGACCACAGAUAUGGCUAUUCAGACUGGUUACUGAGCUCAGUCAUUUAUAGGGAUUUACUGGAAAGGCUUUGACCGUCAAAUGAGAAAUGGACUCGAUCGGAAACACUAUGCAGAAGAAGGCUGCGGAGCUGGAGCGCAUGGCCGAGGUCCUCGUUACUGGCGAGCAGUUGAGACUGAGACUUCAUGAGGGCAAAGUCAUCAAAGACAGGAGACAUCAUCUCCGCACCUACCCAAACUGCUUUGUUGGAAAGGAGCUCAUUGACUGGUUGAUCGAGCACAAGGAGGCAUCAGACAGAGACACGGCCAUUAGGAUCAUGCAGAAGCUGCUGAACCAGAGUAUCAUUCAUCACGUGUGUGACGAGCACAAGGAUUUUAAAGACCUGAAGUUGUUCUACCGUUUUAGGAAAGAUGACGGGACGUUUCCUUUGGACAACGAAGCUAAAGUUUUCAUGAGAGGCCAGCGGAUAUACGAGAAACUGAUGAAUACAGACAACAACCUGCUUCAGACACGUGAGGAGGAGGGCGUUUCUCAUGAGCGGACGCUGGUGGCCUCUGAGUUUAUCGAUUGGCUUUUGCAGGAGGGGGAGAUAGCCACCAGGGAGGAGGCAGAGCAACUUGGUCGAAGAUUACUGGAGCAUGGCAUUAUUCAGCAUGUCACCAACAGUCACAAUUUUGAGGAUGGUGGCCUGCUCUUUCAGUUCCGGAUGAAUUUUCGGCGGCGGCGGAGGCUGAUGGAGCUGCUGAACGAGAGAAAUCAUGUGAUUCCAGAGAGCCACGACAGCCCAUUCUGUCUGCGCAAACAGAACACAGAGAAUGGCAACAACAGCUUCUUGUCAGUGAGCCCCACUAAAGAGAUUAAGGUGGUGUCAGCAGUGAGGCGCAGCAGCCUGAGCAGUAGUUGUGGCAGCAGUGGUUAUUUCAGCAGCAGUCCCACUCUCAGCAGCAGUCCCCCUGUUCUCUGCAACCCCAAAUCUGUACUGAAAAGACAAGUAAGCCCAGAGGAGCUGCAGACUCCAGGAGGAGCCUUCAUAAAGAAAACAUUCACAAUUGUAGGUGAUGCCGUGGGUUGGGGGUUCGUGGUGAGAGGAAGUAAACCCUGCCACAUCCAAGCUGUUGAUCCAGGUGGACCUGCUGCUGCUGCUGGGAUGAAGGUGUGUCAGUUUGUGGUGGCUGUUAAUGGGAUGAACGUGCUAAAUCUUGACUACAGGACUGUCAGCAACCUCAUUCUCACUGGUCCCAGGACAGUGGUCAUGGAGGUCAUGGAAGAGUGUCACUGAAGACUCUUGGUGGAACUCUUUAUCAAGUGAUGUUCAGCAAGAUCAUUUACCAUACAUCUGGCAUCACGACACGGCCGUCUGUCCUGUGAAAGACAGUUAUAGUAGUUCCCAUUCCUGUUCAUGUCUCACAGAGGUCUCACAGAGACUCUCUGUCUGUGGGGAAUGUGGGAGGACAGAAGGAAGACAUGAUGUACAAAGUCAUAUCAUUGUAUGAAACAGUGCACAGAUUUGAGUUUCAGUUCUGCACAGAUUUGGGAUAUUACUCUUGGAUAGUGAAAUAUAUUCCAAGACUGUAUUAUGCAGCAUUUACAUAAUGACCAAAAGCUAGAGUCUUCAGUUUAAAAAAAAAUCAGGUUUCUUAUUUAAAGGUUUUAACAAUAUUAUGACCAGCUGAACGAUGCUAUAAAGCAAUGCUAUUGUGCAGCAGUGUUGCAGUGCAGCCGUGCAUAACUAAAAAUGUGUUGUUUUAGACAUUUUUAGAGCUAAAAGUCAAUAGGUCACAGUGUGACACACUAAAACAUUCUUAGUUAGGAUUUAAAAUGGAUAAUCUUUAGCUUGGUUGUGCCUGAAACGUGUCAGCAUACACAGUUUUUAUGCUUCAGUACACUUUGAUGAAGAACAAUUUUCAAAAUAACAGAAUGAUUUGCAGACAUAUAAGAUAAAAUAAGAUAUCCUUUAUUUGUCAUAUAUACAUAUACAGAUGUACAGUACAAUGAAUUUCUUUCUUCGCAUAUCCCAGCUUGUUUGGAAACUGGGGUCAGAGCGCAGGGUCAGCCAUCGUACGGCGCCCCUGGAGCAGACACGGCAAUCUUCCGGUGGAACCGGUGGAUUCAGAAAGUAUUCAGACCCUUUGACAUUGUGCACACUUUAAUGUGUUGUGGAUUUGAUUUUGAAUCAAUGGAAUUAACAUUUUACCAAUUAAUCUACACUUAAUCUUUACUUAAUCAUUCACAAUUCAUUUUUUUUUUUUACAAUUUAGUGGUUUACAGACAAAUUACUUAUUCAAGUAUUCAGACCCUUUGCUGUGGCUCUUCUAAUUGUGGUCAUGAUCUAAUUUAAUUAUCCUAAAACUCAAUUUGAGUCUACCUGUUGCAAUUGUAAUAGUUUAGACAUAGUUUGUAAAAGUGUACAUCAAUUUACACUGCACUGUCAGGAUUAAAAAACAAGCCAUGAAGUCCAAGGUAUUGUCUGGUCACUGAGGACCACAUUGGCUUUAAUAAUUUUGAAAUUGAAGAAGCUUGGCAAAAACUUGAACUCUCCAUGAGCUGGUCAUCUGGGCAAAAAUGUUAAAAAUGUCUUGGAGUGCCGCUGAGGUGGCAAAAAAAAACACGCUAGCACACCAGAGCUGGGAUCUCUGAUACAUCAUAUCCUGCCAGCUGAGCUGAGCAGCCACAUAAACAACGAUUGGCCUGUUGUUCAUAUAGGGGUGGGGUAUUAGCCGGAUAGGGUCUCUCUCAUAACUGAUGCCACUACGACCUCUGCUGGCUGGUUGAUGGCGCCUUCACAGAGACGGGGAAAGUCCGUUGAUCAGGGUGUGUCUCCAUACACAGGGCUGAUCCGCAUUAGCUGCUGCCCACGUGUCGGAGGGGGCGUGGGCUAGCUUCGUUCUCCUCAAAUCAGAGCGGUUGUUGGCAUUGGUGGAGAGGAAGCAUGAUGCAAUCGGGCAGUUGGACGAGCUAAAUGUCAGGAGAAAAAGGGGAGAAAAGGCAUAAACAAAAUACCAAAAAAAGCCUUGGAAUAUCCUUAAGUAGCCCAACUGAAGUCCAAGCUUAAACCCCAUUGAACAUCUGUAAAAGAGAAUCUGCUAUGAAGAAUAAGAUAAACUGCACAAAUCCAGGUGUGCAAAGCUCAUAAAGACAUAUUCACAGAGACUUGCUGCUGUAAUUGCUGGCAAAGGGGCUUCGACAAGUACUGAAUAUAGGGCCUUAAUACUUUUGAGACAAAGAUGUUUCAGUUUUAAUUAUAUUUAAAGAAAAACAUUGCUAAUAUUCAUUCAAAAUAAAAAUCCACAACACAGUACAUAAUAAUUGUUUAGGUUAUUUAUAGAAAUACAGAAAUUUCAGAAAGCUGUGGGUUUCUCUAUUUCAGCCACACAAAUUGCAAACAGGUGCAUGAAACAAGCAUAUAGCCAUUUAAUUCCAAUAGAAUGUGAUUAAGCUCGGUUGCUAUCAGUGUGGCUCUGACAUAGGACGCCCCCUUUCAAGUCAGUUCUUUACAUUUCUGUAUAGCAUAAAUGACCCUAGUCAGUUGCACUUGUUUUUUUGUCAAGAGGAAAUGACAACAGCUCAGGUACACACACACACGCACACAGAACACAGUUGCAUCACAUAUUACUUAUUAAAAUAUGCUUUUAAAUUAAAUUACUACUAGAAUGUGUUUUGGGGGGCGUGUACAAUGUAUAUCUGUACUGGAGGAUGGUGGAAUAGAAAUAGUAUUUUUAAAUGGCACUGAAUUGUGUGUUUUAGGAAAGUUUUAUUUUGGUGUGAGAAAUUUGACCAGUCUGCACAGUACCCAGUGAAAGGGCUUAAGCUCCAUGUUUAACAAGCUCAUAAAGACAUGAUAUUUAGGUGUCCACAUACUUUCUUUUUUUUUUUAAUGCAUUUUCUCCCCAUUUUCCAAUUUUGUCUUCCGCUGCUGAGAGAUACCAGAUUGCAUCCGAGGAGAGCAUGUUGCAGUACACGCCUCUUCCGACACGUGCACAGCCCUCCUCUUCUCACCCCUGCAUUCUGCACAGGCGUCUCCUCAGCCAAUCAGGGUCCUUACACAGCGUAUGAAGACCCACCCACCCAUACAUAGUCCGGCCCCCACCCUGCAGAUACGGUGGCCAAUUAGUAUCUGCUGCAGGCACUGCCAAUUAUGCCUGCUAGAUGGCGCCCAGCCGACUGGUGGCAACACCGAGUUUCGAACCGGGGAGUUCAGUAACUCGGUGCUGGUGUGCAAGUGGAAUAUCCCACUUCGCCACCUGGGUGCUCGUCCACAUACUUUUGACCAUUUACAUUUUUGUGUAAUGUUAAAUAUUAGUGAUAGAACUGUGCUAACUACUAAAUAACAUAAAAACAGACUCAAAGAAAUAAAAAUCUGUGAUGGGAUCGGCAUAGGCUGAGAGGAAGCAUGAUGCAAUUGGACGCGCUAAAGGGGGAGAAAAGGGGGAGAAAAUGCAUAAAAAAACUAAAAAAAUGCACAUUUUAAGGUAGGAAGAAAUGAAGAAAGAAAAUCAUAUCAAUAGUUCUAACAUGUCAAGUGAUCAUGAGAAUUUGUAUAAAUAAUUUUUGCUAACAAUCAUGAGAUUUAGAAUUUCUUUCAAUUUAGUUAUAUUUUAAUUCCCUAUCACAACUCUUCGCUUGCUUGCACCAAACCAACACUGGCAGUAAAGGGCCACAGAUAAACAGCUGCCUGGUCUGUUGGGUGUAAAGUCACUGGCUGUUGCUUUUACACCAGUCAGUGGUGGAUUCUCACAGACAGCUGUACUGUGUUCACAGCAGAAGUCCCCGUUGUUUUGACUGUUGAACACCAGCCAGAUUGGUAGGACUGCCGAGACCUGGACUCGAGAGCUUGAACUCUCAGUUGUCAAUUAAAUUUGUUUAUCUGGUUGAUUUAGUAGAUAAUGGGUGACAACUAAAUAUUUCACAUCAGGCCAGGUAGUGCUAAAUAACGUUUUGUGUACAAUAAUUGAAAUCAUCAUUUAAAAAAGCAUUUUGUGUUUACUUGGGUCUUUGUCCAGUACUAAAAGUAGUUUGAUGAUCAGAAACAUAGAAGUAAAUUUGGGAAAGGGUCGAAUACUUUUUACAGCACUGUACCUGCCCAACCCUAAAACUAUAUCUUCUAAACAAUGGGCCACCAAAGCAUUUUAAUACAUUCUUCAUAACUACAGGGGCAUAAUGUGGCACUAUCCAGUGAUUUUCAUCCACUGCCAGUCUAUUUCAGGGUCAAACUGUACAUGCCUCAUGUCUUAAAGUCCAUUUAUUAAUUUAAAAAUAAGGAUUUUGCCGCUCAGGUGGCGCAGCGGUAAAAACACACGCUGCAGCCAGAGCUGGAUCUCGAAUACAUCGUAUCGAAUCCAGCUCUGCCUUUGCCGGCUGAAGGCUGAGUGGCUACAUGAACAACGAUUGGCAGGUUGUUCAGAUAGGGGGCGGGACUAAAAAAGCCAGAUGGGAACUGGUGCGAUUACGACCGUUGCUGUCUGGUGGGUGGCGCCUGCACAGAGAUGGGGAAGGAGUGCGGUAGAGGGUGUGGCUCUCCGUACACAGCACUGUACUUCACUGCACUCGUCAGGUGUAGGUGAUAAGAUGUUCGAUUGCUGUGCACGUCUCGUAGGGGGCGUGGAGCAGCCUCGUCCUCCCCAAUCGGGAACGGGGACCAGCAUUAGUGAGAGGAUGAUUGAUGGGUAGAAAUUGGAUGCGCUAAAAAGUGGGAAAAAAAGGGGUAAAAAUACAAACAAAAAAAAAUUUUUUAGAGUUAUCGCUGCAUUUAGCAGUGCACAAGCUGCAAUCACUUGACCAGCUGAUGACACCUAAAAACUCUCCAGCUUUGCUAUAGGUGCUUACUGAUUUCUACUGACAAUCAGUUUUCUGUUUUUGGAAAUAAGCUCUUCAUUUAUCUACACACACAAACAAAAAUAAUAAUGAACAUUCUGUUUUGCAGUUCAUCUAAAGAAAAGGGAGAAUCUUUGCAAUGUUCAAAUGUAGCAGUUACAGAUUUAUGCAUUGGUAGUAAUUUGUCUCUGUAUGGAAAAUAAGCUGAAGGUACCACAUGUAUAUUUUGCUAAAUCCUUCCAUGUCUGUUAAUAAAUGUUUUAUGAAACGUGA
Molecule: messenger RNA, 6322 nt
Organism: Trichomycterus rosablanca
Lineage: Eukaryota; Metazoa; Chordata; Actinopteri; Siluriformes; Trichomycteridae
Gene: deptor
Product: DEP domain containing MTOR-interacting protein
Exons: 11
Coding region: 327-1517 (396 amino acids)
Biological process (GO): negative regulation of TORC1 signaling; negative regulation of TORC2 signaling; intracellular signal transduction
Molecular function (GO): protein binding
Source: RefSeq, a predicted model, not a curated record